AUGAGAUUGUUAGGAGUUUUUUAUAUAUUUACGUUGAUAUUAGGGAUUCAAGCGUUGGCAGAUCAAGGAGAUGGAAAGACUACGUCGAAAUCUGCCACCACCAUUUGGGUAACUAUCACUACUGAUGGUGCACCAGUGGUUGUCCAAACAACUUAUAGUCAAUCAUUUGACCAAGCUUAUACGGAAGCGGAUACUGAGACGGUCAAGAGUGGUACUGUAGGGUUGGGAAGUGCUUCUGGGUCCGUAGGAGGAAUCAGAAGUUAUGAUAAGACCACUAUUUCCAAUACUAAUGGGGCUGGUAAGUUAGGAGGAAUCGGAUUGUUGAGUAUUAUGUUAGGUAUGUUGGUGUAA
Messenger RNA from Yamadazyma jaroonii, 351 nucleotides. The record is from the annotation of a GenBank genome assembly. NCBI's taxonomy places the organism in Eukaryota, Fungi, Ascomycota, Pichiomycetes, Serinales, Debaryomycetaceae.